AUGCUAGGAGUAUCCCGUUUCACGCAAGUGAGCGACGGGAUUCGAAGUUCUCUCCUACGUCAGCGAUCGAAGAUUAGAGACGCCGCCGCGUUUCCCAAGGAAAGUAAAAUAAGGUGGGCCGGACACGUGAUGCGCUUUAAUGACAACCGUUGGACCAGAGCCGUGAGCGACUGGGUUCCCUGCGAUAUUAAGCGCUUUACAGGAAGACCGCCGACCCGAUGGUCAGAUUUCUUCACGAAGUCCUUGAAAGAAAAAUAUGAUGCUCUUCAUGUCCCAUGCGAAAGGAGGAACCACUGGGCUACUCUGGCACGCGAUCGGGACAAAUGGAAGAAUUACUGGCGCCCGCUCGACCAGUGCGAAGAUCAACGGGAGUCAACGUGA
Necator americanus (New World hookworm) is the source of this 381-nucleotide messenger RNA. RefSeq lists its product as uncharacterized. The record is from RefSeq and is a predicted model, not a curated record. Bases 1 to 381 code for a protein of 126 amino acids. The transcript has a single exon. NCBI's taxonomy places the organism in Eukaryota, Metazoa, Nematoda, Chromadorea, Rhabditida, Ancylostomatidae.